Messenger RNA from Hypomesus transpacificus, 2214 nucleotides. RefSeq names its product capping actin protein of muscle Z-line subunit beta (gene capzb). Gene Ontology annotation, cellular component: F-actin capping protein complex; cytoplasm. Bases 217 to 1041 code for a protein of 274 amino acids. Gene Ontology annotation, molecular function: actin filament binding. NCBI's taxonomy places the organism in Eukaryota, Metazoa, Chordata, Actinopteri, Osmeriformes, Osmeridae. The record is from RefSeq and is a predicted model, not a curated record. Gene Ontology annotation, biological process: cell morphogenesis; actin cytoskeleton organization; regulation of lamellipodium assembly. The transcript has 10 exons.
UUUCUCGGGCCCCCUUCCUGUACCCCGGUUGAGGAAGUGAAUUCGCUGACAGGGUUGGGUUCCGAGAGGGAGGCGAAAAGAAACAUCUUAUACUCGGCGGGGAUUAAAACAGCAAUAAUAUAGAAGAACAAGUCGUGCAAGCACAACAAAACGAAAGUCUAAAGUAAACGGUGAUUUAAUUUCCCCCGUCUGAGAUCUUCACAGAACGCCGCAGACAUGAAUGACCAGCAGCUGGACUGUGCCCUGGACUUGAUGAGGCGUCUGCCUCCCCAGCAGAUCGAGAAGAACCUAAGCGACCUCAUUGACCUGGUUCCCAGUCUGUGCGAGGACCUGCUCUCCUCUGUGGACCAGCCCCUGAAGAUCGCCCGUGACAAGGUGGUGGGUAAAGACUACCUGCUCUGUGACUACAACCGAGACGGCGACUCCUACAGAUCCCCGUGGAGUAAUAAGUAUGAACCUCCCAUCGAUGAUGGCGCCAUGCCCUCCGCUCGGCUCAGAAAACUGGAGGUGGAGGCCAACAAUGCCUUUGACCAGUACAGAGACCUGUACUUUGAGGGUGGUGUGUCCUCUGUGUACCUCUGGGACUUGGACCAUGGCUUUGCCGGGGUCAUCCUCAUCAAGAAGGCCGGAGACGGAUCCAAGAAAAUCAAGGGAUGCUGGGACUCUAUCCAUGUGGUGGAGGUGCAGGAAAAGUCCAGCGGACGUACAGCUCACUAUAAACUCACCUCCACUGUGAUGCUGUGGCUCCAGACAACCAAGACUGGCUCCGGAACCAUGAAUCUUGGCGGCAGUCUUACAAGACAGAUGGAGAAAGAUGAGACUGUCGGAGAGUCCUCACCACACAUCGCCAACAUUGGCCGCCUGGUUGAGGAUAUGGAGAACAAGAUCCGCUCCACUCUCAACGAGAUCUACUUUUCGAAGACCAAGGACAUUGUGAAUGGCCUGAGAUCUAUUGACUCUUUGCCUGAUAACCAAAAGUACCGGCAGCUCCAGAAGGAGCUGUCUCAGGUCCUCACCCAGCGCCAGAUCUUCAUUGACUAGGGCCAGAGGAGUGUUCAGACUCUGGCGGACAAGUCGAAGCAAGAGCGUCUCAAUAUUGAACUGAUGAAGGCGCUCAAGCAAAAACAGCAAAGCUAGAGAUGCUGUUGUUCUUUUAUCUGUCUCUCUCUCUCUGUCUGUCUGUCUCUCUCUCUCUCUCUCUCUCUCUCUCUCUCUCUCUCUCUCUCACUUUCUCCACCUCACCUCCGCCAUUUUUUUCUGUUUCUCUACGUCUCUCCCUCCAUCCCUGUAUGCCUGUUCCAGUGCUGCACUCUUGUUCAUUUUGUGGAAAAACAAAAAAAGCUUUUUAUUUGGUUGUUUCUUCACGCAUUGUUUUUGAGGCAUCUCUUUCUUUAUGAAGCCAUUCACCCUCUCUCUCUCUCUCUCUCUCUGACUCCUCUCUCUCGUGUAUCUGAAUAUAUUGAUAGUAUUAUGACGGUUAAUGAUAAUCUUACAGUGACGGCAAUGUUUAAAAUCCCUGUAGCUCUCACAGCUCUUGUGUCCUGAGGACUGGUUCUGUUGACCCUGACCGUGACAUGGACCUUGUUCCCAUCUAUGACCGAGGGACAUGAAUGGACACAGACUGUACUGUAGGCGGGGUAGGCUUGGCUGGGCUAUCAAAUAGUCAUAAUUUACACCACCAAUUCUUUGCUUUAGUGCACCCAUUGUAACAAAAUGUGUCACAGCCACCCCUUGAUAUAUCUGUAUCAAACUGUAACUGUCAGUGUAACUUCAUUUUUCUGGGCGAUGUAGUGAUGAGGGAAGGGUGAGAGGGUGAUGUAGUGAUGAGGGGAGGGUGAGAGGGUGCCCCUUGGAUUUGUAAUAUACAGAUUAGUCAAAAUGGUUUGCUCUUCGUUCCGCUAUGGAGAUGUAGACUGAUAAAACGUAGGGACGGACUGUUCAAUUCACUGUGUAUACCCAUGUCAUUAAGUCUCCUUUCUUACACUGUGUAUAACAUGACGAUUUGCAUCCCCCUUUUUCUGUGUUUAGCUCUUCGACUCUCCUUCUAUCACCAUGGUCUUAGUUGGGGGUUACAGUUUGUCUUGCCGGACGUUUUUGACCAUUUACGUUUGGGGAGAGGGGGGGGAUCUUUUGUUGUAUUUUGUUUUGUUUUGUAAAGCUUAUGAUUCAUAUUGUAUUAGAGCCUCCAGCAACAAUAAAAACAGUAAAAAGCUA